Molecule: messenger RNA, 678 nt
Organism: Penicillium bovifimosum
Lineage: Eukaryota; Fungi; Ascomycota; Eurotiomycetes; Eurotiales; Aspergillaceae
Exons: 8
Coding region: 1-678 (225 amino acids)
Source: RefSeq, a predicted model, not a curated record
AUGCAGCACGGUGAGUCACGCGGUAGCAUCAACGAAUGCAGCACGGUGAGUCACGGUGUGCCGGGACGCUCUAACGCUGGUACAGCGGUAGCAUCAGCAGAUGCAGCACGCGGUAGCAUCAACGAAUGCAGCACGGUGAGUCACGGUGUGCCGGGACGCUCUAACGCUGGAACAGCGGUAGCAUCAACGACUGCAGCACGCGGUAGCAUCAACGAAUGCAGCACGGUGAGUCACGGUGUGCCGGGACGCUCUAACGCUGGAACAGCGGUAGCAUCAACGACUGCAGCACGCGGUAGCAUCAACGACUGCAGCACGGUGAGUCACGGUGUGCCGGGACGCUCUAACGCUGGAACAGCGGUAGCAUCAACGACUGCAGCACGCGGUAGCAUCAACGAAUGCAGCACGGUGAGUCACGGUGUGCCGGGACGCUCUAACGCUGGAACAGCGGUAGCAUCAACGACUGCAGCACGCGGUAGCAUCAACGACUGCAGCACGGUGAGUCACGGUGUGCCGGGACGCUCUAACGCUGGUACAGCGGUAGCAUCAACGACUGCAGCACGCGGUAGCAUCAACGAUUGCAGCACGGUGAGUCACGGUGUGCCGGGACGCUCUAACGCUGGUACAGCGGUAGCAUCACGACUGCAGCACGGUGAGUCACGGUGUGCCGGGACGCUCUAA